GGGUGCACAGAGCAGACAGGUGUUUCCAGCAGGGAGCCAACGGAUGUUGCCAGCCUCCACUGCUACUUGCUGCCGCGGUGUGAGUUCUCGCAGUAGUACACAAGUUUCUUGUCGAGGGCCGGCUGUUGUCGCGAGAUCUGGGGGCAGCCAGCACGAUCAACCUGCUGGUUGUCACACUCGCACACUAACAGCAGCCACCCAGCAGCCGAGCGAAACCAGCGAGCGCUGCCUGCCUUGCCUGGCCGGGAAUCGGACACAACGCCGGAAGAUCCGACGGGGGGGGAAUCCAACAUCUGGCCGCACAUCAUGAUUUAAAGACGUCGAGGUGCCUAGGUGGGCCAAAGAACACGUUCGCAUCGGGGGAGAAGGCGGAAAUAAAUGUUAUGAGGGAAGAAUGGAGUUCCCAGACCAUAGCCGGCAGUUGCUGCAGUGUUUGAGUCAGCAGCGUCACCAAGGUUUCCUGUGCGACUGCACCGUUCUGGUCGGGGAGGCUCGUUUCAAGGCGCACAGAGCCGUGCUAGCUUCCUGCAGUAUGUACUUCCAUCUCUUCUACAGGGACCAGCUAGACAAAAGGGACGUUGUGCAUCUCAACAGUGACAUUGUGACAGCGCCGGCCUUCAGUCUCCUCCUUGAAUUUAUGUAUGAGGGCAAGUUGGAAUUCAGCACACUUCCAGUGGAGGAUGUGCUGGCCGCAGCGAGCUACCUCCACAUGUACGACAUCGUCAAAGUGUGUAAAGGCAAGCUGAAAGAUAAGGAGCUCUCCUCGCUUGACGAGAAGAUCGGUGAGGCUUUCGGACUCAGCUGUCUGGAGCGGGACAAUUCCUCGGACGGUGAGCUGCACAGUGACAAGCGGCUCGGGAGGCGACACUCGCGGAGGCUCCCGGGGGCCCCCUCCCCGACGGAACAGUUUGACGCGGACAAGAGUGAACCGGGCCUCGCUGUCAGUGACUGUGAAAGGUCUGCGCAGAACAGACAGAAGGCAAACGGUCACUCCGGCAGGUCCCCGCACCUUGUAGGUGUCAAUUACGUGUCAGCAGAGGCCGAGCCGUGCGUCCCAACAGCUGGAAAAACAAAAGCUGAUGUCAGUAGUUCCACCCUAUCACUGUCCCAGAGGUCCCGGGCUUCGGAUGACAUGGACUGCGCUCUGGAUUUGUCUUUCAAGCCUCUGUCUAGCAGAGAUCCCUUACAGGCCUCCUACAUCUCGGGACAGCUGGCCCUCGACAGCCAGCAGCAGGGCACUGAGCCACUUGUUAAAGAUGAACACGACUUGCUGUCAGAGCAGGAGGACAGUGAGCCCAUGAGCCCUGAGACCCAGCGCUUUGGGAAUAGUGCCAGGAGCUCAGUGGUGACAGGGUUCGCUGCCCUCUUCCCAGGCAACAACGGCUCCACCGCCGCCCUCCUCUCCCAAGAGGAAGACCUGAUAGACGAGGAGGGGGAGGCCUACGGGGGGAGGGAGGGCGCCCCCGGCAGGGAGGUGGCAGCGGCGGAGGCGGCGGAGGAGAGGAGGGCUCGACUACUCGGGGACAGCGAGGAGGAGGAAGAAGACGACUUGGCCUCUUCGGACAUCUCCACUUCCAGCGGGGUGCUCCUGCCCGCGGGGCAACAGGCGUGCGUGUGCCCCCUCUGCAGCAAAAUCUUCCCUAGCCCGCACGUCCUGCAGCUGCACCUCAGCUCGCACUUCCGCGAGAAGGACGGCGCUCGCUCCAAGUUGUCCCCCGACGGCUCGGUGCCAACUUGCAUGCAGUGCAACAAGACCUUCUCCUGCAUGUACACCCUAAAGCGGCACGAACGCACACACUCGGGCGAAAAGCCGUACACCUGCGGCCAGUGCGGCAAGAGCUUCCAGUACUCGCACAACUUGAGUCGCCACGCGGUGGUCCACACACGGGAGAAGCCGCACGCGUGUAAAUGGUGCGAGCGCCGCUUCACCCAGUCCGGGGACCUGUACCGCCAUAUCAGGAAGUUUCACUGUGGCCUUGUUAAAACACUUGCCGUCGGAUAAAACGCAUUUACCUGUGCCGUCACGGCCCCACAGUGUCUUUUCACACACUGGCAGUUUGGAUUCUACCCUACGUGGCAUUUUCUUGACAUAGAAACUUUAAGAAAAACUGUCCCAGAUUGGCAAACAGCAUCGGUGUGGAAGCUGGACAAAGUCGAUGAUGCACUUGUUUGUUUGUUUUUUGUCUUGUUUGUGUUGUCUUUAUUUGAGGAGCUGAAACACAUCCUGGGGGCACAAUACAGGAUGCUAACAUUUGUUUAUACAAUCGACUAUUUGUGCACAUGGGAGAUCAGAACCGUCCGUUUUCCUACUUUAAUACUAUUAUUGAUAUUAUUUAUUUGGGUGUUUGUAUUGUAACGAGUUUAAUAUUUCGAGGCAGCGAAACUAAUGAAGAUAGACUACUGGAAUAUUUUCCAUGGAAGUUUUUAAAGGUCAACUUUCAAGGAUAUGUGAUAAAUAUAUUAUGUACAUUAUUGUAUUUUGCCUUAGAAUCACCUGUCCUUUUUUUUUUAAAAUCAACGAAUGUGAAGUAAUUGAAGAAAUAGUCUAAUUGCUGCUUAAAAAUUUAUAUUCAAACAAGUGGCACUAAGCGAGAGUUCACGCUUAUAACACUUGUGCCUCUUUAAACUUCACUUUUGUGUACUUCUUGGAGAGUGAUCUAUCACCAUGCCUUUUGUCAAAUGCCCUCCCACAUACCAGAGGAUAACAAAGGUAAUUGGCAGCACUGGAAUUCUAAUUGAUCCACGAGUGCCCUUACGAGUGCGUGACCCAGCUAUGUAAAUGACGCUCUUAUCGUGAAGUUGUUAUUGAUUGUCAAAGAAGUCAAACAGUAGACGGGUGUUGUUAUUUCCUGGUAUUGCAGCAGAAUAAACAAACCCAGUUCUUAGACACCAUUAAGGGCAAAGGAGGAAUUUUCGAGACCGGAGAUAGACAGGUGGAUCAUCGGAGCCGUGCCAUUCUGCUAAAGCUACUGACUUUCGUUUGAAUUUCGCAUUCGCGUGCUCACCAUAGCUUCUUACUGUUUGUGUUACUACUGAUGAUGACGAUGAAGCCUUUAGCGAUUUAAAAAAAAAAAAUGUCCGUGGGCAUGAAGGAGUUCAACUCAUUGCUGAAUAGCUUCUUUUUUUUUGUCAAAUCUGUCCUGAGAUGACUUGAUCUGAAUUUAUUUAUUAGCUUGGUUCAGGGUUUACUGGAAGUGUAUAUCAAUUAGCUCAAACGUUGGUACUCAUUCACUGGUAUUGGGGCUACCUUUUUUUUUUAUUUCUUUGUGCAAAUCAAGUUAUUGUAAUUGUGUUUUAGUAGAGAAAUGUCAGUCAUAUGGAACCUAGAGAAGCACUUGUUUUUAGCAUGCGUAGUUUCAACACUAUUUCCUAGGCUGCUGUUACAAUUGGUAAUAUUUAAUGUAAAUAUAUAUUCUAUUUAUGUGUUUUAACACCUGUGUGGUGGAGGGAGUCAAGUGUCUUAUAAAGGUUGCAGCGUCUUCCGGGGGUGGGCUCGACAGUUAAGUAGACUGCAAACAAACUCAAAGAAGUUUGUUCCUCUAGCUCUGCUGUUCUGCCACAGGAAAUAUUUUUUUUCCCCACAAGCACAACCAUCGUGAGUUGGCAUUGACCACCUAUAGAAAUGAGACAAUAAUGAGCAUUGUCUGUCCAACCCCAACCCCCACUUCUACAGAGAAGUCCCAGGUAGUUCUCAAGAGAUCAUUGUGUAUCUCCCUCUGAGCAGGGGGGGGACGCACGUUUCUCUUAGUGCUUUGCUGUAUUGAAUGGAGGCAUCGGAAUGUGAGAAAUGUAUUUGGGCGAAGGGAAACCAAGGAGACUGUAAACAGGUGUAUUGUUUGGAGGCAUCAAAGUCCUGCACCCCCCCCCUUCCCAGCCCCAACCCUCCCACCACACAGCAUGCAGUUAGAUAAAUGCUUCAUUGUUCUACUGAGAGGAGAGACAGUUGUGAUUUGAUUGCACAUCUAUAAAGAGAUUAUCUGAAUUAUCAUUGCAUCCCAUGUUCCCUGUAAACAGCGAGAAUACAAAGUUCUCAAUCAGUUGCACCUUUGGACCCCAUGUUUGCCACUUUUUAGAAUAUUAAAUGACUAAAAAUGAAAAAUCUAACAAAAUAAGACUACAUUUUUCACUCGUUUCAUUGCAUGUCAAUAGAUAAAGAGUGGCAUUGGAUUUACAUGAAAUAUUUGUCAAAAUAAAUGGACUUUGACUUGCUGUUUGCCAUCCAAUGUUGGGUCCUGACCCACCAGUUGCGUAGCACUGUUCUAGACGUAUUGAACCUGAAACUGAACAGGAACAUAUUCUGUCACCUUCUUUCAGGACUUCACUUGUGAGUUUUCACUAUGUUUUAAUCCUUUGGUUGCAGAAUUUUGCUCAAGCAUCAUUGGUAACAACACAUCUUACACUCCUUCAGUUUAACCACUUUCGUGAGCACAGCUAUUCCAUGUACAUGCUUCUUGUGUAAUGUUAAUAAUGUACUUUAUACAGGCAGGAACAUGAUGCAGGCUUGGUCAGGCCUUUCUUGAUAUUUGAAUGUACAAGUGUAUAAAAGCGGGGGGAGGGAGGAGUAACAAUGUAAAGAUUACCACUUCUUUUUGUAGCUGUUAUUUAAAGCUCCAGGAUGUUCACCGACUGUGCCUUGUCGACACACAAAUAGGUGUUGCAUCUGGAGGAGCCUCCGUUUGUACUUCACGUACUCGCUCGUGUUCACACAACAGCACCCCGUAUCGAAACAGAACGCAACCCGUUGUUUUCACAUCGUGUUACAUUCAUUUACUUUCUGCUGCUUAGUGCGAGGUUCCCCGGGGAUAGUCAAUUCAUUGUGUGAAUAAAUGUUUGGAGGUGUUAAACUGAGGACAAGCAUUUGUAUGCGUGCACGCGUUUGUGAAUGUGAGUUGUGGGCUCCAGUAGCUCUUUGGGUCAUGUCACUGACGGAUGUGAACUUCAGAGAUUCUCAUUGUUGUGUUUUCAUGGAAACAAAAGGCUAUGUUUUCCGAAAUCAUGCUGUAUGAUUUUGAGGUCAGACAAUGACCAUUAUCCAACACUGGAAUGUCAUCCUCUGUUGCAGGUUCCAACUGUGAAAUUAUGUAAGAUCACAAGAAAUAUUUAUUACUGUUUGUUUCUCUUGCAGCCUCUUGACUUUUAAUUUGAUUACAUUGCCUGGAUGUCGAAACGACGGCCAUUUUAAUAGACUAGAAGUGCCAUUAGAAUUUAAUAUAAAAUUGUUUUGGAAUAAGAACAAUAUAUUUUAUAGCAAUUGCUUCAGUGUUAGUGGAGUAGAGAUUAGAGGACAAUCUUUGAUUAGAUACUGAGGCAAUUUACGGUGCAUUUUACUGGAUUGCGCCUUUUCUGUGUGUGUGUGUGUGUGUGUGUGUGUUUGUGCCGUGGAAAUGAGACAAUCUGGAUUUAGGACUUUAUAAAAUUAUGCAUAGAAUUAAAUGGAACAACUUUC
Molecule: messenger RNA, 5446 nt
Organism: Syngnathoides biaculeatus (alligator pipefish)
Lineage: Eukaryota; Metazoa; Chordata; Actinopteri; Syngnathiformes; Syngnathidae
Gene: zbtb42
Product: zinc finger and BTB domain containing 42
Exons: 2
Coding region: 395-2002 (535 amino acids)
Biological process (GO): regulation of transcription by RNA polymerase II
Cellular component (GO): nucleus
Molecular function (GO): protein binding; RNA polymerase II cis-regulatory region sequence-specific DNA binding; DNA-binding transcription factor activity, RNA polymerase II-specific
Source: RefSeq, a predicted model, not a curated record